GCAGAUUUAUAGCAUUAGAGAUUAAAAACAGUUAGAGAAAUUUCAGGGGAUCCAUUCCUACACCAAUAACUCCGAGUUCAAAUGCUAGCCUUAAACACAAGGCUCACUCCCAACUCUUUAAAAACCAGACCCUUUUAACCUCUUGAUCAUUCAUUCACUUGACAAGCACCAGAACACGCAUUCACCAUCUCCACUUAGCUUACAAAACAUGGGUGAUGAUGCACAUGAUCAGGCCGAGAGGGAGCGCAUUUUCAAGCGCUUCGACUUGAACGGAGACGGGAAGAUCUCCGCAACAGAGCUUGGAGAUUGCUUGAAGACUCUAGGCUCGGUCACGCCGGAUGAGAUUAAGCGUAUGAUGGCAGAGAUUGAUACUGAUGGUGAUGGAUUUAUAUCAUUUGAUGAGUUCACGGACUUUGCCAAAGCUAACCGUGGCCUAAUGAAGGAUGUUGCCAAGAUAUUUUAAUUUCAACUGUUACCUAUCAAUUCAUUUCUUUAAUGUUCAUUUGUCAUAUUUCUUCUUCUUCUUCUUCUUUUCCUUGGAAGGGUGUGAUCUAUUUCAUAAUUGUGAAAGGAGUACACACUGGUCCAAAUAGAUUUUGAUUGUGACAAGUUUGUUUUGGUAGUUAAACUAUAACUGCUUGUCUCAUAGUUCUUUUUCUGUAAUUCUGUAUUUCAGUAAUGAAUAUCCUGAGCAAUUGAAUUUGAUGCUGUAA
Ricinus communis (castor bean) is the source of this 713-nucleotide messenger RNA. Its product is annotated as polcalcin Che a 3. Gene Ontology annotation, molecular function: calcium ion binding. Lineage: Eukaryota; Viridiplantae; Streptophyta; Magnoliopsida; Malpighiales; Euphorbiaceae. Bases 209 to 463 code for a protein of 84 amino acids. The transcript has a single exon. The record is from RefSeq and is a predicted model, not a curated record.